Messenger RNA from Bacillus rossius redtenbacheri, 1652 nucleotides. Its product is annotated as HMG box-containing protein 4. The record is from RefSeq and is a predicted model, not a curated record. Bases 198 to 1523 code for a protein of 441 amino acids. NCBI's taxonomy places the organism in Eukaryota, Metazoa, Arthropoda, Insecta, Phasmatodea, Bacillidae. The transcript has 11 exons.
GUAUGGCUAAUGUUUUUGUAACGGUGGAAACGUCAUGGCUUCCAUAUAUGUUUAUAUGUGAAAUGUUCAUGUUUGAAUUCAUUAUUUUUAAACCGAUUGUUGACAUCCCCGAAAAUCACUAUUUUCCUUUAUACUUAUUGUAGCUGAAUAUAUUUAUAUAUAUUUAAUUUAUCCAAUUGAAAAGGUUUUAUUUCAUAAUGGAUAGGUUUAACAAAAGGAAAAAGUUUUUUGAUGGUGACUCGUACGAGUCUUACUCCCCAAAACGAGCGAAGCAAGAAGCAGAUCUGGAAGUGACCGGUGUCUCGCGGUCGGGCCGUGUCCGCAAGAAGUCCUCCAAGUUGACCGACUUUGAGUCUCCAGAUGAAAUUGACAACCGCUACAAGAGGAGGGAGCGAGGUGAUAUGUCUCCCAUGUCAAUGGGCUCAGGCCAGCAGCAGAUGGCCCUGCAGCGCGGCCGCAAGCCCGCGGCGUACCUGGAGCCCCCGCACCAGGUCAACAUCAAGGUGGAGCCCCAACAGGACCUGUCCGACUCCGAUGGUGGUGACGACUACGGCAUAAAGCAAGAGCCCUGCUCAUCCGAUAGCGACUCUGAUGGCGGCAUGAUGCAGCCCGAUGUAGGCGACGACUUCUCCAGCAUGGACUCCAUGGGCAGUGACGACGAUGAUGACCUGGAUGACGACGUAAUGGACGAGCACGGGAGUGAGUUGGAGACGCACAGAGAUGCAUCAGACAGCACACCUUCUCAGGCGCAGUCUCUGUACAUGUUGGAGAAGUCCAGCAAGAAGAAGUUGAUCAUCAAAGAUGGCAAGAUUGUGGGCAGGAUGAAAGCACAGCGAAAAGACAAAGGGAAAACACGCUUCACUGCUUACAUGUUGUGGGCGAAGGAAAUACGUCAAGAGAUAGCAAGAGGCAACCCUGAGAUGGACUUCUCCACUAUGAGCAGAAGGCUGGGAGAGCUGUGGGCGACUGUUCCGAACAAUGAGAAAUAUAACUGGAAGAGACGUGCGAAGCGGCUGGCGGUGAAGGGCAACAGGGAGUCAACCAGCUCCAUUGACACAACGCGGUGGAAGGUGCCUCCGUCGCGGUCCAAGUUCAUCAACCGAGCCAGUGGCCGUCCUCCUGGGAACAAGCCCCUGACGCCUGUCCCCACGAUGGUGUCCGCACCGCCCGUCUCCACCAACCUGGUAAUCUCCCCUACAGAGACCAAGGCGUCGAAGCCUGGCCUGGUGACGGAGCCGAUGGUAGGCCCAGGGCUGUACAAAGUGGUGGGCACCCAGCCCGUGGAUGUGGCGGCACACCUCAAGCUGCUGGGGGAGUCUCUCACCAUCAUCGGCGAGCGUCUCAAGGAACACGACGGCCAGAUAGCCGUGUCGGGCAGCAUCUCUGUGCUGCUGGACUCGUUCCUGUGUGCGGUGGGGCCGCUCAUGUGCCUGGUGCAGCAGCACCCACUCAUCAACGGCUGCCCCCAGGACACCCUGAACAAGAUACUCGACAACAUCGCGUACUUCAUGCCCGGCCUCUAGCUUUCCUGGGCGCUCAGACAGAUCUUGUGUGUUCAAUACUGUAGUGCUCUGUUGACAAGCUGCUCAAGGAAAUCAAUAAAGUGGCCAGAUAUGUUUUACCUUUUAAUAUGCAAACUGACAUAAUGUAAA